GCUGGGCUCACCUUCAGCAGCACACUACAGCUGUGUGAGUCCUGCCCUUGCUGGCCGCAUCCCCAUGCCUUCAGGUGUCGGUGGGUGUCUGCCUCCAUCUGUGCAGAUGUUGCUCUGCUGGACCAUUAGCCUUCUGCUGGCCACCGUCGGAGGGAGAGAGGUUUGCUAUGGACAUCUUGGCUGUUUUUCCAACGAGAAGCCGUGGGCAGGCAUGAUUCAGCGGCCUUUGAAGAUAUUCCCUUGGCCCCCAGAGGACAUCGAUACCCACUUUCUUCUGUACACAAACGAAAAUCCAAACAGCUACCAACUGAUCUCUGCCACGGACCCAGCCACCAUCGAGGCUUCCAACUUCCAACUGGACCGCAAGACCCGCUUCAUCGUCCACGGCUUCAUAGACAAGGGGGAAAAGGGCUGGCUGCUGGACAUGUGCAAGAAAAUGUUUCAAGUGGAGAAAGUGAACUGCAUUUGCGUGGACUGGAGGCGCGGGUCCAGGACUGAAUACACCCAAGCCGCCUACAACACUCGGGUCGUGGGAGCUGAGAUUGCCUUCUUAGUGCAAGUGCUGUCGACAAAGCUGGGGUACAGCCCAGAGAACGUGCACCUCAUAGGCCACAGCCUGGGAGCACACGUGGCCGGGGAAGCAGGCAGGAGGCUGGAGGGCCAUGUGGGCAGGAUCACAGGGCUGGACCCUGCAGAACCCUGUUUCCAAGGGCUGCCGGAGGAAGUUCGGCUGGACCCAUCGGACGCCAUGUUUGUAGAUGUGAUCCACACGGAUAGUGCCCCCUUAGUUCCGAACCUAGGUUUUGGCAUGAGCCAAAAGGUAGGUCAUCUGGAUUUCUUUCCAAACGGAGGAAAGGAAAUGCCUGGAUGUCAGAAAAACAUCCUUUCCACCAUCGUUGAUGUGAACGGAAUAUGGGAAGGAACUCGCAACUUUGCAGCCUGCAACCACCUGCGGAGCUACAAGUACUAUGCCAGCAGCAUCCUGAACCCUGACGGCUUCCUGGGGUACCCCUGCAGCUCUUACGAGAAGUUCCAGCAAAACGACUGCUUCCCCUGUCCAGACGAAGGAUGUCCCAAAAUGGGGCACUAUGCUGAUCAAUUUGAGGGGAAAACCGCUGCUGUGGAACAAACCUUUUUUCUGAACACAGGAGAUAGUGGUAACUUUACUCGUUGGAGAUACAAAGUGUCAGUCACACUGUCUGGAGCAAAGAAACUGCGAGGGUACAUCUUGGUUGCUCUGUUUGGAAGAAACGGAAACUCAAAACAGUAUGAAAUUUUCAAAGGGUCCCUCCAACCAGAAGCAAGGCAUGUGCGUGACAUCGAUGUGGACGUCAAUGUUGGGGAAAUCCAGAAGGUUAAGUUCCUCUGGAACAACAACUUGAUAAACCUCUUCCGCCCCAAGCUGGGAGCUUCACAGAUCACAGUGCAAAGCGGUAAAGACGGGAGAGAGUACAACUUCUGUGGCAGCAGCACUGUGCGCGAAGACAUCUUACAGUUGCUCUACCCCUGUUAGAGGGUGCGCGGGCUCCCGCCUCGUUUCCAUAAUAAAUGCUUUGCGUGCAGUUGGUCUGAA
Acomys russatus (golden spiny mouse) is the source of this 1573-nucleotide messenger RNA. Its product is annotated as pancreatic lipase-related protein 2. Gene Ontology annotation, molecular function: triacylglycerol lipase activity; galactolipase activity; glycerophospholipase activity. Gene Ontology annotation, biological process: phospholipid catabolic process. NCBI's taxonomy places the organism in Eukaryota, Metazoa, Chordata, Mammalia, Rodentia, Muridae. The transcript is spliced from 12 exons. The record is from RefSeq and is a predicted model, not a curated record. Bases 65 to 1513 code for a protein of 482 amino acids.